AUGCAGGCAAUACCAGAGGUUGCUAGGGCCGACGAGUCUUCAUCAGGUGGCCUUAGUGGCAACACAGUCGACGGCGACUCUAUCAAGGCCAGCGAUUUGGACUCUAUAUCUCAACGACGGCCGGUAUGGAACCCUGCAUUCAACUUUCCUUCACCCUUAGUAAUCAUUCUCUCUAGGAAUCAUCUGCCUACUUUGACGAUCCCAACUGGGACAGCGACGAGUUCGACCUCGAAGACGACAGUCCUUAUCCAGAGGUCCGUUCAGCAGUAG
Molecule: messenger RNA, 270 nt
Organism: Marasmius oreades (fairy-ring Marasmius)
Lineage: Eukaryota; Fungi; Basidiomycota; Agaricomycetes; Agaricales; Marasmiaceae
Exons: 2
Coding region: 1-270 (89 amino acids)
Source: RefSeq, a predicted model, not a curated record